Molecule: messenger RNA, 3683 nt
Organism: Thunnus maccoyii (southern bluefin tuna)
Lineage: Eukaryota; Metazoa; Chordata; Actinopteri; Scombriformes; Scombridae
Gene: mmp17b
Product: matrix metallopeptidase 17b
Exons: 14
Coding region: 281-2179 (632 amino acids)
Biological process (GO): proteolysis; collagen catabolic process; extracellular matrix organization
Cellular component (GO): extracellular matrix
Molecular function (GO): zinc ion binding; metalloendopeptidase activity
Source: RefSeq, a predicted model, not a curated record
CGAAAUGAUUUUGUUGGUGUCAGUCACAAACUCGACUUGUAGCUGGCUGAAGAGACGCACUCACAUCUCUCCAGGCAUCACACAUGGUGCUAUAUAGAAGAAAUUUGCUUACUGUUACAUCAUGCCCUCUCUACAGGUGGACAGUGAGAAAAUGAAGGGCUGUUCAGUCAUCUGACCAGGAAUAAUUUGAGCACAGAAAGCCAAAGCAGGGAUAGAAAAUCAUCUCAGACUCCAAUGGAUUUAAAGGCAGCAUUGAAGAUUUCUAUUAAGUGAAUAUUUCAUGCAAAAACAUGCAGCCAAGAUGAAGACGUGGAUUAUAUUUCUCUGCCUGAGCAAUGGAUGGAUGCAAACAGCCUCUACUGCAGGUGUAACCCCAACACCCUCCUCUGCACCAGUGGCACCCACUGAAGACGAGAGCUCCCAACUGGUGGAUUGGCUGAUGAAGUAUGGCUACCUCCCACCUUCAGACCCUUCCACAGGACAGCUACAGGCUUGGACAGCUGUUACUAAUGCUGUCAGGGCCAUGCAGAGGUUUGCAGGCCUCAAAGACACGGGAAUUGUAGAUGAGGAAACAAUGGCGUUAAUGAGCACUCCACGCUGCUCCCUACCUGAUCAGGAAGAGCCAUCUAAAUCACUGACCAACCAAGAGGAGAGAAACAUGAGAAGGAGGAAAAGGGCUAUCUCUAUGUGGACCCGCAAGAACAUCAACUGGAGGUUGCAUUCAUAUCCCUCCUCUUCCCAUCUGUCUCGGGAGACUAUUCGCUCGCUGGUCUUCUAUGCUUUAAGAGUGUGGGCAGAGCCAACACCACUGGAGUUCCAUGAGGUGGGCAGUCCAGAGUCAGCUGACCUACAGGUAGACUUCCUCCAUGGUUACCAUGGUGAUGGCUAUCCCUUUGAUGGGGCAGGCGGUGCAGUUGGCCAUGCUUUUUUCCCAUCAGACCCUGACCGGGCAGGAGGAGUUCAUUUGGACGCAGAGGAAGAGUGGGUCUUCAGACAGCCAGCCUCUGAGGGUACUGAUCUGUUCACAGUUCUGGUCCAUGAGUUUGGCCAUGCACUGGGCCUGGCUCACUCCUCAUCCCGCCACUCAGUGAUGAGGCCGUACUACCAGGGUCCUGCUGGAGACCCCCUUCACUACCGCCUGGGAUCCCAAGAUCUAGAGCACAUCACCCAGCUCUAUGGUAAAAGGAACCAGCUGCUGGCUACAGACGCUCCUCGCAUUGCCCCAGAGCCACAGUUACGUCACAGAGGCCAUCACUAUCAUCACAGAUAUGGCCCCUCCAUAGAUCGCUGUAACACCAGUUUUGAUGCUGUGGCAAGAAUCCGAGGAGAGACUUUCUUCUUCAAAGGACUGAUGAUGUGGCGAGUCAGUGGCGAGGGUUUAGUGUCCGGUCGUGGGGCUUCAGUCAGGAGGCUGUGGAGGGGUCUACCUUCUGACCUGCAACGUCUUCACGCUGUGCUCGAGAGACAAUCAGACCAUGCCAUCAUCUUCAUCAGCGGUUCCCAGUUCUGGCUGUUCAGGGACCUCACCCUGCAGGAAGGUUACCCUCAGCCCCUGUCAGCUCUCAGGAUGGGGGUGAGUUUGGCAGGGGCAGAUGAUGACGUGGAGAAAGAGGAGGAGGAGGAGGAGGAGGACGGAGCAGCAGGGAGGCGGGGCCUGAUCUGGGACCCAGAGGAGGGCCCUGUGUGGGGGGAAAAGGGAGAUGCUGAGAAAGCAGAGCAAGAUGACACCUGGACUCAGCUUCUCAGAGAGGGUGUCAGUGGAAUCACGACGCACAGUGAUGGUUCUGUCUAUCUCUUCAGAGGAGACUCCUAUUGGAAGUUCAUGUUUCCAGGCUCCACGCCGCAGGACGGAUACCCACGAUCCUCGGCCGCUGACUGGCUGGACUGCCCCAACUCCUCAUCCUCACCUGUGGUAGACGACCUCUCCUUGUCUCUCUCUCCACGUGCAGGAAGACAGGAGCUCCGAGAGAGAUGGAGGGAGGAGAGGGAGAAGGAGGAAGCAGGAGGAAGGAGGAGAGACCAUGGGAGGGACGGACAUGGACAUAAACAUAAAGACAGGCAGGACAGAGGUCCGCACAUAAGAACACAGUGCACUUGCCAAAAUGGAGCUCUUGGUGGCAGGACAACAUCUUUUAUUGCUGCCUUGCUGCUGGGCACAUGGACACUGUUGGCAAUUUAAAUCUGACAUAUGCAAUAAAAGUCAGCUGCAUCUCAUCAACAAACACUCACUAUGUGAAUCCACUAUAUUAGGAAGAAUUCAACAUUUUUGGAAAUAUUUUGGAACAAUAUCAGUCUUAUGUCUAUGUGUUAAGUCUAGAGCUGCAGUCAGGAUUUGGUUAGCCUAGCUUAGCAUAAAGACUAGAAGCAGGGGGAAACAGCUAGCCUGGUAAUUUGUGACUUUAUUUACAUGAGCAUCAUUUUAUCCAUCCACCCAGCACUUCUGUGCAGUGCUUCCAGGUUGUAGUUUAGGAUCACUGUAAUCACAAACAUCUGUUAAAUCUUUGCCAAGAAAUAGCCCCAACAUACAAUUUGUCCUGAAACCACCAACAGUUAUUUUUACAUUUCUCUUUGUGUAGAGAUUAAAACAGAUACAAAGUGAGCUUUAGAGUUGUUGGGAGGUGUAUUUUUAACUUUGAACAGAGCCUUGGUUGCAGGUUAGGCUUUCUUCUUGCAGGUCAGGCUUUCCCCUGUUUCCAGUUUUUAUGCUAAGCUAGGCUAACCAUGCUCUGUACUCAACACACAGACCUGAGGUCCAUAUCUUCUCUUCUCAUUGUCAGAAAGAAAACAAAUGAGUGCAUUUCCCCCAAAUCCUGAACUCUUGGUUUAAAUUCCAGUAUUUGCUAUAGUCGCAGGUAUAGUGAGGACCUUUGUCUACAAAAUCAAGAUCUAUAAUAUUCAGCUCUUGGUCUUUUUCAAAAACAGUUGAGCUGGAUGGGAAAUUCUGUAAGCAUGAAAACAUACUUAAAACUACUGCAGACUCUGGUGUGCUGCUGUUUUGAAGCCAAUAGAUUUACCUCAUGAUCUGGAUUUUCACCACUCACAAAGAUAUUGUUUUUAGAGGGUGCAGAGUUUUUUUUUUUUUUCAAAAUUCUUUGUAAAAUAUGAACUACAAAACUAAUGUAAAUAUUUUCUUGACUAUGCAAUUAAUUGUACUUAUGACCUUUAGGGUUAAAAAUAAGAGCCUGCAGGGAGCACAGAGCAGACAAUAAGGCAUCCACACUGCAAUUACUUAGCUUACUCACAUGGAGUAUGCUGCACAAGGAGACAGAUUUUUGCAGCCAGUUUAUUAGAAACUCCAAUUCUUACUUGAUGGAAGUGCUUUUCACACUGUAGAUCCUGCCUAAGAGUUUCUCUUGUCAUUGACAUUUUUGUAUAUAGCUAGUUAGAGAGUUAUUUUUUGCUCUUUUUGGAUCUCUGAAGAACAUGCUCCUGUGCAUCUCAGCUGGUCUGGAGAGGGCUGACACACAUAUAACUAAUGUGGACAUAAAAACACCGUAUGGUAGAUAAUGAUCAAAGUGACUAUGCUCUCACUCCAUUCUUUGUGUCAAACCUCAGGUAUUUGGGGAAGAUGUUGCUCUGCAGCAGUCAUAUUAAUAUAGCAAUAUCUGCUCCAUAGCCUUUGUAAAAUUCUUGCAAUGUACAGGUAGUCUAUAUCACACAGCUUUAUUUAUACUGUGGAUGUU